Jatropha curcas is the source of this 2616-nucleotide messenger RNA. It is a transcript of the gene CNGC1, whose product is annotated as cyclic nucleotide gated channel 1. NCBI's taxonomy places the organism in Eukaryota, Viridiplantae, Streptophyta, Magnoliopsida, Malpighiales, Euphorbiaceae. Gene Ontology annotation, molecular function: monoatomic ion channel activity. The record is from RefSeq and is a predicted model, not a curated record. Gene Ontology annotation, biological process: monoatomic ion transport; transmembrane transport. Gene Ontology annotation, cellular component: membrane.
UUCGUCUGAUAUACUGUAAUUUACUCAAAACGACGGGGAGACAGAGAGAGCAAGUUGUUGCCCUAGAAAAUUUCCUCGAAGCUUCCUCUGUUAAUCUCUCACAAGAACAACAUGCAAGCGAAGAAAAAGUCUCUACCUUUUCUCUUCUAUCAACCACUGGGAUUUUAAUCGGGUUGACAUUUGAUUACUUAGUGGUGCAUGAGAAGUUUCUUGGGUUUAUUUACUAUUCCAAGGGCCAAUUUUCAGUACAGAUACAGUUAUGAAAUAUCCGCAGGAGAAGUUUGUGAGGUUUCAAGAUUGGAAAUCAAAGAAAAGUAAUGAAGAGCAAUAUUCUGCAAGUAAUGCACAUUCAGGAAAACAUAGGAUCACUAUAAGCUCAGUUUCUGAAAAGUUUCAAAGUGGAUUAGAAUCUGGCUUUGAAAACAUCAGAAGGAUAAGAAAAUCAUUAAAAUCAUAUUCAUUUGGUAGUUCUAUGGCUAAAGGCUUCAGUUCUAGAAAGAGGAUCCUUGACCCUCAGGGACCUUUCCUUCAAAGGUGGAAUAAGAUAUUUGUAUUAUCAUGUGCAGUUGCUGUUUCGCUGGAUCCUUUGUUCUUUUAUGUACCGGUUAUUGAUGAUAAUAAGAAGUGUCUGGGUUUGGACAAUAAGAUGGAGAUUACAGCUAGUGUUUUGAGGUGGUUCACAGAUAUUUUCUAUAUGAUUCAUAUUAUUUUUCAGUUUCGCACUGGUUUUAUCGCUCCAUCUUCUCGAGUGUUUGGAAGGGGUGUUUUAGUUGAAGACAGUUGGGCAAUAGCUAAGAGGUAUUUGUCAUCAUAUUUCUUAGUCGACAUCCUUGCAGUCCUUCCACUACCACAGGUGGUAAUUUUAAUUAUCAUUCCAAGAAUGAGAGGCUCAAAAUCUUUGAAUACAAAGGACUUGUUGAAAUUUGUUGUUUUAUUCCAGUAUUUGCCGAGGGUUAUACGAGUUUAUCCAUUAUACAAGGAAGUAACAAGAACUUCUGGCAUACUUACAGAAACUGCAUGGGCAGGAGCUGCAUUUAAUCUGUUUCUUUACAUGCUUGCCAGUCAUAUACUUGGAGCCUUUUGGUAUUUGUUCUCCAUAGAAAGAGAAACAACAUGCUGGAAAAAAGCGUGCGACAGAACUGGUUGCAAACGUGAUUCUUUAUAUUGCAGUCCUUCUGUGACAAAUAACUCAUUUCUGGAUCCCUUUUGUCCCAUACAAACACCAAAUGAAACAGUUUUCAACUUUGGCAUAUUCCUUGAUGCCCUUCAGUCAGGUGUUGUGGCAUCUAAUGAUUUUCCAAAGAAGUUCUUUUACUGUUUUUGGUGGGGCUUGCGAAAUCUUAGUUCUCUAGGCCAAAACCUCGCAACAAGCACUUUUGUAUGGGAAAUCCUCUUUGCAGUUUUCAUUUCUAUCGCGGGCUUGGUAUUGUUUUCAUUUCUUAUUGGAAACAUGCAGACAUAUCUGCAAUCCACAACCACGAGAUUGGAGGAAAUGAGAGUUAAGAGGCGAGAUGCAGAGCAGUGGAUGUCUCACCGCUUGCUUCCAGAGAAUCUAAGGGAGCGGAUCAGGCGACAUGAACAAUACAAAUGGCAAGAAACCAGAGGUGUUGAUGAAGAGAACCUGGUCCAUAAUCUUCCCAAGGACCUUAGAAGGGACAUAAAGCGUCAUCUCUGCCUGGCCUUGCUUAUGAGGGUACCAAUGUUUGAAAAGAUGGAUGAACAACUAUUAGAUGCUAUGUGUGACCGGCUCAAGCCAACACUCUAUACCAAAGAAAGUUACAUUGUUCGGGAAGGCGAUCCAGUUGACGAGAUGCUCUUCAUUAUGCGAGGCAAGCUUUUAACCAUGACCACCAAUGGCGGAAGAACUGGCUUCUUCAACUCUGAAUACCUGAAGGCUGGUGACUUUUGUGGAGAGGAAUUGCUUACAUGGGCCCUAGAUCCCCAUUCCUCAUCCAACCUUCCUAUCUCAACCAGAACCGUUCGAACCAUUACUGAAGUUGAAGCAUUUGCUCUAAUGGCUGAUGACUUGAAAUUUGUUGCUUCUCAAUUCCGGCGGCUUCACAGUAAGCAACUCCGCCACACUUUCAGGUUUUACUCGCAACAAUGGAGGACAUGGGCAGCCUGCUUUAUACAAGCUGCAUGGCGUCGAUAUAAUAAAAAGAAGCUGGAAGAAUCUCUGCAACAAGAGGAGGAUAGGUUGCAAGAUGCAUUGGCCAAGACAACUGGGAACUCACCGAGUUUAGGUGCCACCAUAUAUGCCUCACGAUUUGCUGCUAAUGCACUUCGUGCUCUACGGCGUACUGGUACUCGCAAGACAAGGUUGUUGGAGAGGGUUCCGCCCAUUUUGCUUCAGAAGCCUGCAGAACCUGAUUUUACAACUGGAGAAAGAUAGAUGUAGAAGACUAUUUGCUAUGAUAUUUUUUAUGUUUUAUUGUAAAUGUACAAAAAUGAAAUUAGAACUACUGUGGCCAAUGAAGAAAUGAAAAUAGGGGGGAGUUAGAGUUGCUUUGUUCAUAGUCGCAUUUUGUUGACCUUAUUGGUUGUUGUUUUGAGUGUUGUUGUGAAUUGUAAUGCAAAUUCAAUUACAGAAAUGCAAUUCAGUUUCCGUUUCUUUAA